This is a messenger RNA of Thlaspi arvense, 1130 nucleotides long. The record is from the annotation of a GenBank genome assembly. NCBI's taxonomy places the organism in Eukaryota, Viridiplantae, Streptophyta, Magnoliopsida, Brassicales, Brassicaceae.
AAAACUUAAAAGCUUAAAUAGAUUUGUUCGGACAGCAAAACAGCAAAACUAUCAUCACCCGCCAAAUAACAACAACGAAGGUCAACGUCGUACACUUUUGAAAAAGUCAAAAUCCUUUUGGUUUGAAUUCGAGAAUGAAAACGCCGGCUCGUCGAUCGGAGCGGGUUGAUCAGGAAUCGGAAGCCAAGGUUACAACUCCAGUGGCCCUACGUGCACGAGCGAAGAAGAACUGUUCCAAGACUCGAGCGGUUCGGGUCAGACCCGAAUACCCACUACUGACCCGUUCUUCCGCUGAGAUGAAGCUAUUGGCUCCCGAGUUCUUUCAAAUCGACGCCCUUGAUCUUGCGCCGCGUUUGCUCGGGAAGUUUCUUAGGAGAGACAACGUUGUGCUGAGAAUUACAGAGGUAGAAGCUUAUAGACCAAAUGAUUCAGCUUGCCAUGGACGAUUCGGGGUUACCCCACGGACCGCACCAGUUUUUGGACCAGGAGGCCAUGCCUAUGUUUAUCUUUGUUACGGUCUCCACAUGAUGCUCAAUAUUGUUGCUGAUAAGGAAGGAGUUGGAGCCGCUGUUUUGAUACGGUCUUGUUCUCCUGUCACCGGACUGGAGACCAUACAGGAGCGUCGUGGCCAGAAAACAGACAAACCCGUUCUUCUUAAUGGUCCAGGAAAGGUGGGGCAAGCGCUUGGACUUUCAACAGAGUGGUCUCAUCAUUCUCUCUUUUCUCCUGGAGGUUUGGAGCUCCUUGAUGGAGGAGAAGAUGUGGAGAAGAUAAUGGUUGGUCCUCGCGUUGGGAUAGAUUACGCAUUGCCUCAACAUGUCAAUGCAUUGUGGAGAUUUGCCAUUGCAGACACUCCAUGGAUAAGUGCUCCUAAGAACACUCUUAAGCCUCUCUAACUUCAACCCAAAAGCUAUAACAGAAGAAAGAACUUCAAUCUAAUAUUCUUUUGCUUUUUGUUUGGCCUCUCCUUUGAUAUUUGAAUGUGUUAGGAUAUCACAAAUAAUAUUCUAUUUAUUCUGUAAACAAAAAUAUAUUAAAUAAUCAUAACACUUAUUAGAAUAAUCUAUAAACAUACAAACAUAUUGUUAUUUUUUGGGGUAACAAACAUAUGAUGUUUCCUAUUCUCUGCG